CUUGUCAGUCUCUGUUGGAGAAGCAUGGGCAGCAACCAGACGUGGAUCACAGAAGUCACUCUGCUGGGAUUCCAGGUCGGUCCAGCCCUGGAGUUUUUCCUCUUUGGAUUUUUCUCUCUCUUCUAUACCGUCACCCUCCUGGGGAAUGGAGUCAUCCUGGGGAUUAUCUGCUUAGAUUUUAGACUUCACACCCCCAUGUACUUCUUCCUCUCACACCUGGCUGUUGUUGACAUGUCCUAUGCUUCCAACAAUGUCCCCAAGAUGCUAGCAAAUCUUGUGAGUCAGAAUAGAACCAUCUCCUUUGUCCCUUGCAUUAUGCAAACUUAUUUGUAUCUGGCCUUUGCUCAUGCAGAGUGCCUGAUUUUGGUGGUGAUGUCCUAUGAUCGGUUCGUGGCUAUCUGCCACCCCCUGCAUUACUCUGUCAUCAUGAGCUGGAGAGUGUGCACGGUCCUGGCUGUCACUUCCUGGGUGUUUAGCUUCCUCCUGGCCCUGGUCCAUGUGGUUCUCAUCCUGAGGCUGCCCUUCUGUGGGCCUCAUGAAAUCAACCACUUCUUCUGUGAAAUCCUGUCUGUCCUCAAGCUGGCCUGCGCUGACACCCGGCUCAACCAAGUGGUCAUCUUUGCUGCCUGUGUGUUUAUCCUGUUGGGGCCCCUCUCCCUGGUGCUGGUCUCCUACACACGCAUCCUCUCGGCCAUCCUGAGGAUCCCGUCUGGGGAGGGCCGCAGAAAGGCCUUCUCCACCUGCUCCUCCCACCUCUGCGUGGUCGGGCUCUUCUUUGGCAGUGCCAUCGUCAUGUACAUGGCCCCCAAGACCCGCCAUCCUGAGGAGCAGCAGAAGAUCCUUUCCCUGUUUUACAGCCUUUUCAACCCUAUGCUGAACCCCCUGAUCUACAGUCUGAGGAACGCAGAGGUGAAGGGCGCCCUGAGGAGAGUGAGGUGGAAAGAGAGAUCCGUGUGA
Molecule: messenger RNA, 957 nt
Organism: Rhinolophus ferrumequinum (greater horseshoe bat)
Lineage: Eukaryota; Metazoa; Chordata; Mammalia; Chiroptera; Rhinolophidae
Product: olfactory receptor 2A14
Exons: 1
Coding region: 25-957 (310 amino acids)
Biological process (GO): G protein-coupled receptor signaling pathway
Cellular component (GO): membrane
Molecular function (GO): olfactory receptor activity; G protein-coupled receptor activity
Source: RefSeq, a predicted model, not a curated record